AUGCCUGGAGUUCUCGACGAUGCCAACGAAGAUGAUCGCCGAGAAGCCUUUGAAAAUUUCCGUCGUCGACGUGAUCGUCGAGGGGAACACAACCGCCAGAGAAACCAUCGUCAGUCUCACCAGAGUCGCAGCGCCAACGAUUCUGGGCAAAUUCCAGGCGAGUCAUAUCAGCCAUCCCAGCGUAAGGCCCCUAUGAAAGACCCUCAUAUGGGAGGCAAUACACCCAAGUUCUCGGCAGACUCAUCGCCAUCUCCGCAUACGCGCCCCGAUCCGUCUAGCUCUCACGAGAGGCCUCUCCGUGAGGUUUCUGGGGCAAGGCGUCUCGCCGCUAAGGUCAAAACUCUCGGAGAAGACCUCGGGGAUGUGCUCAAAGGGUUUUUGGAAGAGCUCUCCGGCGCCCUCAAUACACUCGCCACAUCUGUCUGGAAUGGACUCAAGCUGGCCUUCCUGUUCUUCCGCAUUGUCAAGUGUCUGACUCCUUCGAUAAUUAUCCAAGCGGCCCUUACUGCCUUUUUCUCCGCCUUCUUUAUCCUCGUAGGCUUGGCAGUCCUUCUGAACACGCUCAUCCACGGUUUUGGGAGCACAUGUAACACCUGGGACUCCCAUGCGCCCGCCAUUCUCACACCGUUCCCCGGCUGUGGUCAAACGGCUCCUCCUACACAGAAUCAAGGACUUUCAGGUGAAGACACUCUGGACGGCUUUACACCACGAAUAUCACCCCCGUUUUCGUUCUUGGUGCACAGCUUGGACAAUACUGAUGAAAAGGUCAGCGAACUGACAGACUCAUGGUUCAGCCACCCGACAAUCUGGAUCAAAGAUCUCAAGGGGGGAGUAUCUCAGGUUGAAUCAUUAGAGAAGGACUUUGCCCAAGAGCUUGAAUAUAGUUGGGAGUCUGUGAAUAGCUAUAUCAGGCGCUUUCGUCAUGCAGAUGAAGCUCCAGCUUGGUGGGGGGCUAUCAUCGAGACUAUGGGUUUCAGCAGCAAAGCUCAGGCCAAGGUCGUGGAAGCACAGAACUUGCAGCUGCAGGAAAUCCUGAGUCAUUCCCAGAACCGGACACGAGCGGUGAGCGCCAGUCUCGAGGUGAUAAAAAGUAGUGGCAUUUUUAGCAAGUCGUGGGUCCAGCAAAUGGAUUCAUUUAGCCAGCAAAUCCAAGAGCCAUUGGGGCUAAGCCAUGUCAAAGAAUCAAGCCUCCAUGAGGCAUACUAUAGCUUCACUGUAUCUUCCAGUAGCGGCAAUUACUACAAAAGUCUGCUGGAAGACCGGGGCAGGAGGCUGAAGAGCGAUUCGGACUGGCUCUGGGCUAAACUUCAGAGCCUCAAGGAUGAUCAUGUGGCUCUCAGAAACGGGCCUGGCAAAAUGGCGAAGAAUGAGUGGGCUACCGUGCUGAGCGAAAUGCAGACAAGGAUCUUGAAUAUAGCGAUAGAUUGGAGGAGGAGGCUCAGGGAGCAUUUCGUGGAGAGCCACAGUGGGUAG
Molecule: messenger RNA, 1473 nt
Organism: Fusarium vanettenii 77-13-4
Lineage: Eukaryota; Fungi; Ascomycota; Sordariomycetes; Hypocreales; Nectriaceae
Exons: 1
Coding region: 1-1473 (490 amino acids)
Source: RefSeq, a predicted model, not a curated record